This is a messenger RNA of Diprion similis, 4105 nucleotides long. It is a transcript of the gene Gprk2, whose product is annotated as G protein-coupled receptor kinase 2. The record is from RefSeq and is a predicted model, not a curated record. Gene Ontology annotation, biological process: signal transduction; regulation of signal transduction; protein phosphorylation. Gene Ontology annotation, molecular function: ATP binding; G protein-coupled receptor kinase activity. The transcript has 6 exons. The coding region runs from base 308 to 2083 and encodes 591 amino acids. Gene Ontology annotation, cellular component: cytoplasm. NCBI's taxonomy places the organism in Eukaryota, Metazoa, Arthropoda, Insecta, Hymenoptera, Diprionidae.
UUAAUAAAGAGCGAUCCCCUCCGAAUAAGUGUUAGCCUGGUGUAUAAAUAAUAAUUCAACAACGAAGAGUCUUUCCGUUGCAUCGUCGAGCGAAAGAGAGAGAGAGAGAGAGAGAGAGAGAUUUACCAAAGAGAAACACAACAACAAAGGAGGGGAUCGUCGUCGGCCUUCCUUGGAAGGGGUUACGGCACGUGGUGUUCAGUCCUGCAGAUGGGAUCAGGGCUGCAGAGGCCCGACAGGGUAGUAAAAUACCAAGACAUUUCGUUCCCCCUGAUUCGGACAAGUAACCUCGAUCAAGCUGGAAUUGAUGGAGUUGGAGAACAUCGUAGCCAACACCGUUUACCUCAAAGCCAGAGAAGGCGGUGGUGACAGCAACAAGGGGAAAAGUAAAAAAUGGCGGAAAAUCUUGCAGUUUCCACACAUUUCUCAAUGCAUCGGUUUCAAGAACACGUUGGACAUCAAGUACAGCUACGUGGUGGAUCAGCAGCCGAUCGGAAGGCUGUUGUUUCGUCAGUUCUGUCAGAACAAGAAGCCCUCGUACCAUCGUUACAAUCUGUUCUUGGACGAAAUCGAAAAGUACGAGAUAGAGAUGGACGAGAAUCGAUCGGAGGUUGGAAAAGAGCUGUUCGAGCACUACCUGAAGCACGAGGCUUCGGAUGUCGUGGACGUGCUGAACGACGCGCUGAUAACGCAAUGCGAGGAGCGUCUGAGCCUCGGAAACAGGGAACUCUUCGACGAGAUAUCGCAGAAAGUGAAGGACUUCCUGGCUGGAGAACCAUUCUCCGCGUUCCUGACUAGCUUCUACUUCUAUCGUUACCUCCAGUGGAAGUGGCUCGAGAACCAGCCGGUCACUUACAAGACCUUCCGGAUGUACCGAGUCCUGGGUAAGGGUGGUUUUGGCGAGGUCUGCGCCUGCCAAGUACGAGCUACGGGCAAGAUGUACGCGUGCAAGAAACUCGAGAAGAAACGCAUCAAGAAACGGAAGGGCGAAGCGAUGGUACUUAUCGAGAAGAACAUUCUGCAGAAGAUAAACUCCAAGUUUGUUGUGUCACUGGCUUACGCCUACGAGACCAAGGACGCUCUCUGCCUCGUCCUGACCAUCAUGAACGGCGGGGACUUGAAGUUUCACAUCUACAACAUGGGUGGCGAUCCUGGCUUCGAUGUGAACCGGGCUAGGUUCUACGCGGCGGAAGUUGUCUGCGGUCUCGAUCACCUUCACCUUCAGGGUAUCGUCUACCGCGAUUGCAAGCCCGAGAAUAUACUCCUCGACGACCACGGGCACGUCAGGAUUUCCGACCUUGGACUCGCGGUGGAAAUCAUGGAGGGUGAUAUGGUCAAGGGUAGGGUGGGAACUGUUGGCUACAUGGCGCCGGAAGUCAUCGACAACGAGAAGUACACCUACUCGCCGGACUGGUUCAGCUUCGGAUGUCUUCUCUAUGAGAUGAUAGAGGGACAGGCGCCAUUCAGGGCCCGGAAGGAGAAGGUCAAACGCGAGGAGGUCGACCGCAGGGUCAAGGAGGACCAGGAGAAGUAUUCUCACAAGUUUACUGAGGAGGCGAAAAGCCUCUGUCAGCAGUUGCUGAAGAAGAAUCCCAAGGCGCGACUUGGAUCGAAAUGCGGAAGGCAUGGAUCCAGAGAGGUUAAACUUCAUAACUUCUUCCAGUGUCUUAAUUGGAAGAGGGUUGAAGCUGGGAUGUGGGAACCGCCUUUCGUGCCUGACCCGCAUGCCGUUUACGCUAAGGACGUUCUGGACAUCGAGCAAUUCUCCACUGUCAAGGGUGUCAACUUGGACGCAACCGACGACACUUUUUACAGCAAGUUUAACACCGGGAGCGUCUCCAUUCCGUGGCAGAAUGAGAUGAUAGAGACCGAGUGUUUCAAGGAGUUGAAUGUCCUGGGACCAGACAACACCCCGACUCCGGAUCUCCUCAUCAACCAUUCGCCACCUAGCAACGAGAACAGAGGAUGCUUUCCAUUUCGAAGAAAGAAGAAGCAGAGCGCCAGGACCCGUGAGAUACCCGUCUCCGAGUGUUAUCUUCUCGAGCUAUCGCAGAGUCAGAGCUCGGAGAUGCCGGCCAGCUGAUCCCGGAUGAAUUCGGGACUAUUGGAAACAUCGACAACGUCGGCUCGCCGGCACGCGCGUUGCUGCCUCUAACUUUACUUGGCAGGGAAAUAGUAAGUCUCGGAACCGGCGUGGUAAGGCGCCUGCUGCUGCAAAUCGAAAAAACAGCACUAUCAGUGAGGUGCAUGCUGGGCAAUCCGAACAUCAUACCAACCGCGAAGACGGUUCCACGUCUUCAUCGACAUCGACAUCGACAUCAAAACCAUAAGAGACGUUGCCGAAAGGAUACUUCGAACAACAACGAAUGAUGCCAGGCGCCAAUGGAACAGGAAAAAAAAACAAACACCGUCAUCUUUGAUCCGAAACAUCUUCAGGCCGGAUUGAGUCGGGCUUGUAGAGUUCAUUGACAUUAAUUUCAUUUAAUUAACGGUAAAACAAACGAAUAAACAUAAGGGGAAACAUGAAAUGGUAACAAGGCCGAUAGAGCUGCUCUCAAAUUCUGUUAUCAAAGAAAAACGACGUGACGAAUAGAUAUAUUACUCCGUUCUUCUUCGUUUUUAUACAUCAAAAGACGCCAUCUGGUGGCAGAAAGUUUAUUACUUCUAACCGUGCCGUAUUUGAUUGUGAAAGUUACUUUUUAACGUGUAUUAUUUUCUUUGUCAACUUGAUGCAACAAAAGAAAUGUGUAACCAGGUGCACGGAGAUUUCUGUCCCUUUGUAUUUCUGCUAUUCAGUAAAACCAACAGCCGAUAAAUCAGUUGCGACGCCAUACUGUUUUAGCCACGCCUAUUUUUCUUUGGAUUUCAGAUUUGAGAGCGCAUUUGUGUAUUCGGAGGAUCAUGAACGAUAUUCAAUGUUGCGCCACUGUCUUUCAGGCAUUUGCACCAACAAUAACCCUUCCCACUCUCUAACUUCCCGUUUUUUAAACAACCGUUGGCUCGCGGUUUAACAAAGACUGCGAAAACGGUGAUCGCGCAUUUUUUCAUCCAGAUAAAAACUUACUAUGCUAAUCAACGAUGGUCAUCGCCUGAACCACGGCAUUUAACGGCCCUACGAAUAAAGCCAAUCAAUUAAAAACAGAACGUAUUUUCGCACAUUCACCUCGUUAAUAUGGAUAAAUUCUGACGUCGGAAUGCCAUUUAAUGUGAUCAAGUAUCCAGCUGUAAUAAUCGCACUUAUAUAUAAUAUAUUUGUUUGUAUAAAAAUUGAAGGUCUGAAAAACUCAAAUUAGUCAUUUAAGGCUUUCUUCACGAGAGACAAUUAGAUAAUAAGUAUAGAAUAGCGGUAAUUUUUAAACGAAAAUAUUCUUAUUUCUCAGGCCAUUUGCGGGUACUGAAGAGUCGCAUGCUGAUACGUUUCUGCCAGUCGGUUGAACGACUUUUGAAACUGACCAGUAGCUGAAUUUCAUCUCUUAACAGUCGUGAAGUGAAUGAGAAUUAUAAACACAGAUUGAAUCGUUCAAAAUAAUACAAGGUGAUAUCUCGCAGGUAAAGUUUCAGCGAAUAUCAGAAACCUGAGAUAAGAGCGAUCAGUUUUUUCAAUCUCUGUAACUUCCGUCUUCGACAGACAGUUUUCACAGUUAAAUGUCUAAUCUGAGCCUGGCGCUGCAAACGAAACUUUGAUGCGUUUGAACGUUGGAUUCGACAAACUAAGAUUCGUGAUCAGUUCCCAAAAGUGGGUUGUUCGACGCAGGCAAAACCGAGUCUUGUGCGUACGCUGAGAAUCAUAAUUAUAAAGACAUAGCUCUCUUAGGUUAAAUGGUCAAGAGAUUGCAAUAGCCCUUAAGAUUUAAAAGCAACGGUACUACCAAAACAGUUUUGAAUCUCAGACAUUUUCGUUUGCGUGACUUUCUCAAUUCAUUUUGCCGUUCUUGUGUUAGUAAAUAAAGUAGUUUAAUGCACAUUUUGAGAUUACUUCAUUAUUGAAAAUGAGCAAUUUCAACAUUGGAUUCAUCAAACGCAUUCUAUUAUGUAAAAAAAAAAAAAGCCAAAGCACCAUUCAAAACGCCAUUUUGGUUCUCACACCGAACAGUCGGACCUCAAA